This is a messenger RNA of Leptopilina boulardi, 2099 nucleotides long. RefSeq lists its product as uncharacterized. The transcript has 2 exons. The record is from RefSeq and is a predicted model, not a curated record. The coding region runs from base 121 to 1947 and encodes 608 amino acids. NCBI's taxonomy places the organism in Eukaryota, Metazoa, Arthropoda, Insecta, Hymenoptera, Figitidae.
GAAAUGUUGUGUUUACUUUGAACAAAAAAAAACAAAAACAGUUAACAAUUUGGUUUCAAAAAUAUUUUGAUUUUUUCCUUUUGCACAUAUUAAAUUGUUACAAAAGCAGUCUUUUAAACAAUGAAUCAAUCAAUAUGGAUGAUUAUAAUAGGAAUAAUUCUCCUGGGAAAUGAAUUAAAAUGUCUUAAAGAAAAUGAUAUAAAAAAUAUUGAAUACAAUGUAAAAACAGGAUUGCUUUAUGAAGAAAUAACACCAUUUCAUAUAAUUAGCGACACAUGGGAAAUAUUAAUAACUUUAGAUAAUAUAAAUUGUAAAAAUGCCCUUAAAACAUUUUCCGAAAUGUUAGAAAAAGCACUAAUUCAUUGUAAGGAAUCAGCUCAAUUUAGAUGUCAUGAACGAAUUCAACAUGCAAGAUUAAAAAAUAAAAUUGAAAUGGCCGUUAAUAUAAGAUCAAGACUUUUAGAAGAAGUAAAUGAAUUAAAUUCAAAAUCAACAAUUACACAUGAAUCAUUAAAUAAUUUACGUAAAAAACGUCAAUUAUUAAAUAAUAAUAAUAAUGUAACAAUUGUUGAAUUUAAUUCAAAUUUAAUUGAAGAAAAUUUUGACAAUUAUACAAAUACUAUAAAAGCAGAACUUGAAAAUUUUAAUCAAUUAGAACCACAAAUUUUAACAGAAUUAAAAUUAUUAAAGGAUCAUUUAAAUAAUCCAUUAAAUAAUUCUAAAGAAUUAGAUGAAUUAAUGUAUUAUCAAAAAUUAAAUUUAAUUCUUAAUGAAGCAUCAUUGUCAUUGGAGAAAAGUAUUGAGGAAUAUAUUAAAUAUUUAGAGGCAAUGUUAAUUGUUGUUCAUUCAAUACAACAAGGUAAAAUACAUUCUUAUUUGUUGAAAAAAAAACAAUUAUUGAAUAUUAUUAAUAAAGUGGAAAAAUUAAAUAAAAAUUUACAAUUUCCAAUGACAAUUGAUGAGAUAAAUAUUCCUGAUAUUAUUCGUAUUUCAUCAAUGUCUUAUAAAAUAGUUGAUAAUGAUAAACUUCAUGUUACAUUGGAAAUUCCAUUAUCAAAAAAAACCAAAUACAUUCUUUAUCGAAUGCAUCCAAUUUAUAGGAAACAAGAAAUUUUAAAUAAUGGAACAGGUUAUGCUUAUAUUAAACCAAAUACACAAUUUAUUGCAAUUGAUGAACAUAAAAAAUAUUAUUUUCCAUUGAAGAAAAAUAUUUUAAAAAAUUGUCAUAAAAUUGCCGGUAGAUAUUAUUGUUAUUUAAUUGAGGCGCACUAUAGUGUUACAGAAUUAAUGAAUUGUGAUGUAGAAUUAUUAAAUGCAAUAUCAAUGGAUAUUUUUAAAAAAUGUAAUAUUAGAAUUUCAUUUAAUUAUAAACCAUCGUGGAUGGCAAUUGAAAGUUUAGGUGGUUGGUUAUAUUCAUUGCCAAAUGAAGAAACAACUGAAAUAUUAUGUGAUAAUAAAGAUCCUAAAUAUAUAAAAUUACGAAAUACAGGAUUUUUGAAAUUAUCAUCAAAAUGUGUUUUACGUACAAAAACUGUUACUUUAUAUCCAAUGAAAACAACAAUUAUUAAUUCUAAAUUUAAUAAUUUUUCACCAAUUGAAUUGAAUUUAAGUGAAAUUUCAUCAAUUUUAUUUAAUUAUUAUAAUAAUAAAAAAUUGCAAAUUUCAUCGUGUCCAAAUAAUAAAAAUGAUUGUAGUCUAUUGGAAUUGGAAACAUAUUUAAUGACUGACAAUAUUUGUGAAACAAAUGAAUUUUAUUAUUUUAUUUUCAUUAUUUUAGGAAUUUUAAUUAUUUUAUUAAUUAUUAUUAUUUUUAUUAUCAUUUUUAUGUGUAUAUUUUAUUCUCGAUAUAGUAGACAACUUAUUAGAAAAGAAAGUAAUGAAUCAGUGGAAAGUGAUUGUGAAGAAAGAACAACAAGAAAAUAUUUACCCCAAAGGACAUUAGUAUAAAAAUUAUAAAUUAAUAAAAAAUUCAUCUAAAUAAGAAUUGGGUAAAAUAAAAAAUUAGGCCAAAUAAGAUUUGGGUGUAAUGAAGAUUUAGCUAAAUAAGAAUUAGGUGAAAUAAAAAAAUUAUGCACAAUAAUAAUUAAGUUUAAUGAAGU